UUUUCUGAUUUGUACUUUUUUUUGUACUUCAAAGCCACCAUAGUAGGCUCACAAAUAUUAAUUAAGCAUUAUAAGUCUGUGUUCAACAAAUCAGUUAAUUCAAAUUUCUCACUAACACAAAAAGACAAUCGCAAGUUGACGCCACCUACUGUAAGGUGUAACCUGCAGAAAAAGUCAAAGAACAAAUAAAUGAAUUAGUUUGAAAAAACUUUUUAGUGAAAGGAUUUAUAGAUUCAAGUCACAAUUGUUAGAGUACAGAUUUUUGUAAAUGUUGAGAUUUUUUUUUAAGGGGAAAAAGACUAGGAGCUCAUAUCUAGCACUAUCAAUAAAUCACAGUGUUGGUCAGUUAUACCUCGAAAAUCCUGUAAAACCACAACAAGAUAGGCUAUAUCAACACUAGGCUACCAAACUUCAAGACUUUUUAACUUCAUUUACCUAUGCCAGCCUAUUCUUCAGGGAAGGACUGAUUUAUUUUUCGUAAUGGACACUCAGUUGUAACGAGAUCAGGUGAAGGCACGUGCUGACUUUCCUUGCGGCUUUAGAAACACAGAUCAUUUACCUCGCCUCACAAUGGAUUAGGUUCACGAACAACACAAUGCACUACUAUCUGACCCUCUAUUACAGUAGUAAAUAAACACAAAGGAGGGUUAUUUGACAUCACUUCAUGGCAAAAAUCUAAAUGGCACAGAGCCACUGUCAACAGGGAAGUGUUAGAUUUUAUUACUACAUCCUAAUCCUCUUAGCCUUCUAAUUCCUCCCGACCGUGGUCUUGAGAUGCUGGAUGGAUGCAUGAUGGCUUAAUCUCUCGUAAGAAAAGGUACCUCCGCUUUGCCCUCCUGCGUUACUCGCAGCGUUUUGCCAUGGAGGAGCUACUGAUACCCGCAGAUGUCGAGGACGCGCCGCCCGAGUCUGCAACCUUCUUCUCUCCGGCGGGACCUGCUAAAACCUCGCUGGAGAGAAUGAAGGACUGCAUGGCCAGCACGUUCUCAGUCAAUGUCAGGGAGUAUGUGAAGAACUACAUAAGGCGAAACGGGUUGCUGACGCUCUCGGUACUAGCUGUAAUCACAGGAUGCGUCCUGGGCUUCAUGCUGAGGGGCCUGGCUCUCUCCACACAGGCAAAAAUCUAUUUUUCCUUCCCUGGUGAGCUGCUCAUGCGGAUACUUAAAAUGUUGAUUCUCCCCUAAUCACCUCCAGCUCUUACUGUCUCUAGUUUAAUGUCUGGACUGUCAUCAAUGGAGUCAAAGGCCUGCUGCAGGAUGGGGGUGCUAACAGUCACCUACUACCUUUGGACCACGUUCAUCGCUGUAGUGGUUGGCAUUGUACUUGUUCUAAUCAUCAAACCUGGCUAUGGGACAGAUGUGGAGAGCAACAGACUGGGGGGUGGACAGGUCAUAACAUCUGCUGAUGCCCUGCUUGAUCUGGUCAGGAAUAUGAUCCCCUCUAAUCUCAUUGAAGCCACAUUCCAGCAGUAUAAGACAGACCUUAUUCCCAUCAUAAAAACACCAGUGAACACUGGACGCCCAAAUUUUGUUUACUUGAUGCCUGAUGACGACAAUCCAAAGGGUCGAACGGUGCUGUUGGAACUCACGCCACCUCCAGACAUCGAGUAUAAGACCCGUCCAGGCAGCAGUCAGCAGAUGAAUGUACUCGGCAUUGUUAUUUUCUCAGCCACAAUGGGUCUCUUACUUGGUAAAAUGGGUGAACGGGGAGCUCCACUGGUGAAUGUUUGCCAGUGCAUCAAUGAAUGUGUGAUGAAGAUCAUUAAUGCGGCCGUAUGGUAUUUUCCUUUUGGGAUCAUCUUCCUCGUGGCUGGCAAAAUCCUGGACAUGAACGACCCCUCCACACUUGGGAAGAAGCUGGGCUGGUAUGGGGUGACGGUCCUUGCAGGCCUGUUUGUGCAUGGCCUCAUCUUGCUUCCAUUCUUCUAUUUCAUUCUGACACGGAAAAAUCCUUUCACAUACAUCAGAGGGCUUCUGCAAGCCAUGGUCAUUGCCCUAGCCACAUCAUCCAGUUCAGCAACACUGCCCAUUACAAUGAAAUGUUUGCUAGAGAACUGCCGAGUGGACAGGCAGAUUGCCCGGUUUGUUCUGCCAGUGGGAGCCACUAUUAACAUGGAUGGAACAGCGCUUUAUGAAGCAGUUGCUGCUAUUUUCAUUGCCCAGGUCAAUGAGUAUGAACUGGAUUUCGGACAGCUGGUCACCAUCAGUAUAACAGCGACCGCUGCCAGUAUAGGUGCUGCUGGAAUCCCUCAGGCAGGCCUUGUAACCAUGGUGAUAGUGUUGACAUCUGUUGGAUUGCCACCGGAUGACAUUACACUGAUUGUGGCCAUUGAUUGGAUCUUAGAUCGCUUUCGAACAAUGAUCAACGUACUAGGAGAUGCUCUGGCAGCUGGAAUCAUUGGCCACUUGUGUCGAAAAGACUUUCCACCUGACAGAGCGGAAAAAGCAAAUGGAGCUGCACAGGACCCCCAGACUGCUCAUAACAUGGAGAAUGUGCCUUUGACUGAAGUACCACUGCUGGCCGGCAAAGACUGUAUAUUUGAGGUGGUUGGGGACACUGUUUUUGAACGGCCCACAGUCUACUACAAUAUAUGUCAAGUCUGAAUCACCAGAUGGUUGCCUUACAGAUAUCAAAAAACAUCUUUUGGAGCUAUGUUUCUAUCACUGUGCCAAAAAGAAGUACUGAACGAACACCUUCUCUGGUUCUUCCAUCUCCAGGCUUUUGUUAUUGACUACAGUUUCACGAGUUCACACUUACAAAUAAUCAGAUAGAGUAAAAGAGUAGGUGUAUUUGGCUGAUGGGAGGACUCCAAGCUCGGAAUUUGGCCCGAACCUAGAGUACUCCGCUAUAUCCCUGGCAGGGAUAGGAACCAGCCAAUAGUGAGGAGUCAGGGUGGCGGAGGGAUGCAAGAAAACUGUCAAGGA
Megalobrama amblycephala (Wuchang bream) is the source of this 2924-nucleotide messenger RNA. It is a transcript of the gene slc1a8a, whose product is annotated as solute carrier family 1 member 8a. The record is from RefSeq and is a predicted model, not a curated record. Gene Ontology annotation, molecular function: neutral L-amino acid transmembrane transporter activity; L-glutamate transmembrane transporter activity; glutamate:sodium symporter activity. Gene Ontology annotation, biological process: L-glutamate transmembrane transport. NCBI's taxonomy places the organism in Eukaryota, Metazoa, Chordata, Actinopteri, Cypriniformes, Xenocyprididae. Gene Ontology annotation, cellular component: plasma membrane.